Molecule: messenger RNA, 344 nt
Organism: Paramecium sonneborni
Lineage: Eukaryota; Ciliophora; Oligohymenophorea; Peniculida; Parameciidae
Source: the annotation of a GenBank genome assembly
AAAUAAUCCUAAAAAUGGAAGAUUUUGAAGUUUAAGACUAUUCAACGGGAUUAUCAAGAUUCUACUCCAUAGAAGGGUAAAUAGAAAUUGAAUAUAUUUUAAUAGAGCAGAAAUUCUUGAGAUAAGAGAUGUCAUUAAAGUGAUCAAUAAAGAUAUGAAAGAGCUUUCAGAUGAAUUGUAUUUUAAUAUGGAUAAUACUUUUGAAGUAAUUUAUGUUAAUAAUUUAAAUUAUUCGUGUAUUACAAUUGGAAUCGAGAAGAAAUCCUUUAAAAAUACUUUUGCUCUACUAAUUAAGAAGGUUUAUUGAUAUAAUUAAAAGCCUAAGAAAUUGUUAAUGACCAUGG